CUGUGUGAGCCAGGGGUGCGUUCGGAUUAUAUGUUUAUUCAAUCAAUGCAUAGUAACGCACCGCAUUUAACGUCCAGUAAUGUUAACGCUGUUACCUGUUAUUCCAAACAAUUCUUUUGAAUGUAUUAAAGAGGAGAUUGACGACAUGAGGGAUCCAGAACCAUCCAGAACAAAAUGUGAGGAUAUUGAGGAACAAACAGACUUGGCUGAAGUAAAAUGGUUAAGAGUGAAGCUGAAAGAAGAGGAGGAGGAACACUGUCAAAUAAAAAAACCUAGAAAAAAAGCCAAUCUGCUGCAAUCCUGCACACAGUGUGGAAAGAGUUUCAGAAAAAAACAAUACCUUAAGAAGCACAUGAGAAUCCACUCUGGAGAGAAACCUUUUAACUGUGAUCAGUGUGAUAAAAAUUUCAUUUCAUCGUCAAAUUUAAAACAACACCAGAGAGUUCAUUCAGGCGAGAAGCCUUACAUGUGUACUUUCUGUGGAAAGAGUUUUUCACGGCUGGGAAGUUGUAAACUGCACCAGAAAGCACAUAAUGUAGUGAGAGAUCAUGUGUGCUUUGAGUGUGGGAAGAGCUUUACUACAACUGGAGAUUUGACAAAACACCAAAUAAUUCACACUGGGGAAAAACCUCACAAGUGCUCAUAUUGUGACAAGAGUUUCACUCAGUUUGGAAACCUGAAAAGGCACGAGCGAGUUCACACUGGAGAGAAGCCAAACCAAUGUACUCUGUGCGGAGAGAGUUUCACAGAUGCAUCAGUUCUGAAAAAUCAUCUUCUCGUUCACUCUGGUGAAAAGCCAUUUAGCUGUGAUCGGUGUGGUAAAGGCUUUAUAAGAUCAUCACAUCUAAAAAGUCACCUGACCGUUCAUUCACAGGAGAAACUUUAUGUGUGUUCUUUCUGUGGAAACAGUUUUACUACAGCCAGCAAUCUGAACCGUCACCAAAAAAUUCAUACUGGAGAAAGACCUUACAAGUGCUCAUACUGUGACAAGAGUUUCACUCGGUCUGGAGUCCUGAAAAGACACGAGCGAGUUCAUAAGAGGAGAGAGCUUCACUCAGUCAUCAGCUCUAGUGACUCAUAUUAAAAAUCAUCGUUCUUUGUCGAAGUGAGCAAAUGUUUUCUACAGAUCGUACAUUUCUAGUCAAUGAUGUGAGAUUCGGAUACAGUAAAUGUGCAAUUAGCUCAAACUAGUUUUGCUGUGAAAUGUUACAUGAUUUGGGGAUGCUUUUUCUGUGUUGAUGGAGAACACCAAUAAUUUGUAGAGUUUGGUUGUGCUUGAUGGAAGUCCAGUGCUAGAGAAAGAUUGUACAAGUCUUCAUAUAGUGACAAGAGUUUUGUUGUGUCUGGAAACCUGAGUGAGUUCAUACUGCAGAGAAGCCUGUGCAUUAAACUAGUGAUUCUUCUCAAAUGCAUGAAAAGCUUAAUGUUGUCCAAAUGUUGUCACAAAGUUUAUCCAUUCAAUAAUGUAGUUUAAUAUAUUUUAAUUUACUUGAUUGAAAUGUGUUCAUUGCAGCAUUUUUGCAUACAAUUAAAAUUGUCAAAACAACAAAGAAAAACAAAAGUGUAUCUGACAAUAACUGAAACCAUUGUCUGACAGAAACAGAGCCGUAAUGUUUAACUGUGAUGAUCCUGUAGUUUGCCUCAGUCUGUUGACACACAAUGAAAGGUGUUUAAUGUGCCAAUUUACAGAAGAUCAUCAUAAUGAAUGAGGAGAAAACAGGGGACUAUUGGCUUCUCAGCAGCUCAUUGUGUUUUGGCACUGUGUUGUUAUCAGGAGAAAUCGUUCUGCGUUACUGAAGUAUUGGAUUUGAGAAAAUCUGAUUCUAAUUUGUAUUUUGUAAAUGCUAUAUUUUUUUGCAUCAAAAUAAAGUCAAAAGCAGGGUAUUAUCAGGCAUUAAUAUACUUCUUACCACAAUAAUAUGAUCACUGGGGGUUAACCAGGAAUCACGCUUCAUCUGGACACAUCCUAACCUAACAAGACUGUUUUUGAGAGAAAUGUCUGUGUUUUCCGUUAGAUGGCAGCAAUGCACUUAAAGAUGCAAAGGAACAAAUGGAGCAUGCGCAGAAUAGUUGCUGGAUAUUUUUAAUAAAGGUCAGUCGUGGAAUAUUUUCAUUAUGCAUGUGAGAGAUGUCCACUGUUUACAGAGUUUGCAUGUUUUGAUUGAUUGUUAACUAGACUAUUAUAGUGUUUUUUUUAUAUUGUGCAAAUGUGAUUUGAUCAGACUGUAUUCAGUGUGUUUAUAUGGUGUAUAUCUAAAAUGUAUCUCUUUGCAUUUUACAGCUUUUUAAUAAAGUUGCCAUUGUGAAUA
Molecule: messenger RNA, 2309 nt
Organism: Carassius gibelio (silver crucian carp)
Lineage: Eukaryota; Metazoa; Chordata; Actinopteri; Cypriniformes; Cyprinidae
Product: zinc finger protein 239
Exons: 2
Coding region: 80-1084 (334 amino acids)
Biological process (GO): regulation of transcription by RNA polymerase II
Molecular function (GO): DNA-binding transcription factor activity; RNA polymerase II cis-regulatory region sequence-specific DNA binding
Source: RefSeq, a predicted model, not a curated record